Molecule: messenger RNA, 1384 nt
Organism: Aspergillus heteromorphus CBS 117.55
Lineage: Eukaryota; Fungi; Ascomycota; Eurotiomycetes; Eurotiales; Aspergillaceae
Product: putative short-chain dehydrogenase/reductase
Exons: 1
Coding region: 154-1164 (336 amino acids)
Source: RefSeq, a predicted model, not a curated record
CACAGCAUCAGGCAGGAUCCUGGUGUGUAUAUAUAAGGGGACUGCCCGGGGCAGCUGUCCCCACUCCAAUUCCUCAAGCAACCAUCAUCCCAAGCAUAUCCAUUGUGCCCUACUCUUUUACCCCAUUCAAUACCAUUUCAACUGCGAAUCAAUAUGAGCCCCUACACUUCCGCGCAUACUGAUCCCCAAGGUGCCGGAGAUGCGCGACCAACCGCCCUCCAAAUCAUCCAGGAUGAGUCUCUCGAUGGUGGGCUGGUCGGCAAAGUCAUGGUCAUCACCGGCGCCACCUCUGGCAUUGGCCUAGAGACGGCUCGCGCAUUAUCUGCAACAGGCGCCACCUUGUUUCUAACGACUCGGGAUCUGAAGAAGGCCAAUGCUUCUCUCAAAGACAUCCUGGAACCAGGUAGGGUGUCGCUGGUCGAGAUGGACAAUGCCUCUUUUGCGAGCAUUCGAGAGGCGGUGACAACCAUCCUGUCCGCCUCCAAGGGUCAAGUCAACGUCCUGGUCAACAACGCGGGUAUUAUGGGGAUCCAGGAGCUUCAACUCACAGUGGAUGGCCAUGAGAUUCACUUUGCCACCAACUAUCUGAGCCACUUCUUCCUGUUUCAACUUUUGAAGCCUGCCAUGCUGGCCAGCGCGACUCCCGAUUUCCAUUCCCGGGUCGUGAUGGUUUCUUCCUCCGCCCAUCGCGCCUGGAAGUUCAACGAAAGUGACAACGACUAUAGCUUUCAAAGGAGGGAGUACCAUCAUGCAUCGGCUUAUAAUAGCUCCAAGCUAGCCAUGGUCUACAUGGCCAACGAAAUCGAUCGUCGCUACGGCCACAGUGGACUUCAUGCGACCAGCCUCCAUCCCGGCGCCAUCAACACCGAUCUCUCCAGAUACAUCGGCCCCGAGUUUGUGGAGCAGCUUCUGAAAAUCGAGAGCGUUCUCAAGGUCUUGAAAUCCCCGGAGCAAGGAGCUGCAACGACGGUUCUUGCGGCGGUGGGGCACGAAUGGGGGGAUCGGGGAGGGAGGUAUCUGGAGGAUUGCAGAGAGGCGGAACGAGGUGCAGAUGAUGAUGAUGGUUUGGGGGUGGGAUAUGUGCACCAGACCUAUGACCCGAAGCAGGAAGCGCUUCUGUGGAAGGACUCACUGGUGAUGGUGGGAAUUGCCGAUGAUGCUUGAAGAAGUAUACAGUAGUAAGGUAGUAGUAGUUCAGUAGUUCCACGGGACCAAGCAGGACUUAUCUACCACUCACUCACUCACUCGUGCCUGGGGCUAUCCCGCUUUGGGUCGCCACCAAGGAGGUUAUAGUAUGCCUUCCGCAUCAAUCCCGCUUCACUUAUACACAACCCCACGGUUGAUCCAAGAGUUGACUAUAGUCAUCCAUGACAACAUGAUUCCA